Trichomonas vaginalis G3 is the source of this 1113-nucleotide messenger RNA. Its product is annotated as phosphoprotein phosphatase protein. Gene Ontology annotation, molecular function: protein serine/threonine phosphatase activity. The record is from RefSeq and is a predicted model, not a curated record. NCBI's taxonomy places the organism in Eukaryota, Parabasalia, Trichomonadida, Trichomonadidae. Bases 1 to 1113 code for a protein of 370 amino acids. The transcript has a single exon. Gene Ontology annotation, cellular component: cytoplasm; nucleus.
AUGAAUGGCUCUGUUGAGUAUGUACUCCAUUUAUAUUCUCCAUUUUUUCAUGCAACAAAUGAUGAAUUGAAUUUCGUUGGGACAAAGAUGCCCGUUCCAAGGCUUAAUCCCGAAGUUAUUCGCGAUAUAAUUGUUUCGGCACAAGAGCAUUUUAAAAAUCAACCGAAUGUAUUAAACCUUGAACUCCCGAUGUAUGUUGUUGGCGAUAUACAUGGCAAUCUUAAAGACCUACUAAGAAUUAUUUCUCCUCAUUUAAUGAAUUCUAACGCAAAAUUCCUAUUUCUGGGUGAUUACGUUGAUCGAGGAAGCUUUUCUCUUGAAGUCGUUACACUGCUUUAUGCUUUAGUCCUCAAGUUCCCAAAUCGUUUUUUCCUUAUUCGCGGCAACCACGAAGUAACUGGUGUUUCCAAAGUCAACGGCCUAUAUAGCGAUUGCCUAUUCAGCUAUAAUGCAAUUGAUUUAGUUGCUCCUAUAUAUGAAUCUUUCAGUUAUUUGCCACUUGCUGCAAUAAUUGGAGGAAACAUACUUUGCAUACAUGGAGGUCUUGGCCCAUCAUUUAACUAUAUCGACCAACUGAAGCAUUAUCAGCGACCAAUUACUGAAUUGACAGACGAAGUUUUAUCAGAUUUACUUUGGUCAGAUCCCAAUACAAUGGCAUCGACAUAUUUAGAAUCACCUAGAGGCAAAGGUAAGCUUUUUGGAACAAUUGCUAUCAAUCAAUUCCUUAAAGAUAAUAAUAUCAGAUACAUUAUAAGAGGACACCAAUGCGUAGAACAUGGAGUUGAGUUUUUCAAUGAAAAUAUAUUUACCAUAUUCUCAUCAAGCUUCUAUAAUGAUGAAAAUGAAAACAAAGCUGGAUAUCUGUUCCUUUCCGAACACGGACAUCAUCAUUCAAUCAUUUUAGAGCCAUUCCAUCAUACGUCACGCAUUAAUGCAAACUUCCAAGAUUACAUGAACUUAUCAAUCAGAAAACCUAAAUCGUAUAUCGGAGAGACUUCUUCAGCAUAUAAAAAUCAAUUCGCUGCAAUGAGCAUAGUUGUUAAGAAACCAAAUACUUAUAUGAUAGGAAAGAGAAGAACUGUGGCGCCUUCCAGUGCGAAAGUUCGAAAAUGA